UUCAUAUAGCUAUAGCCUUAGCUUUUUUUGGGGAAAUUUAGCAAAAUUUAUAAAUUGAUGAUUUUUUUCAAACGCGACAAUUGCUAAGCAUGUAGUGACGGGGUGAGGUUUACUGUUCGGUCAUUCAAAAUGACUGCUUGCUUUGUCCAGAAAGGCUGCAGCUGUACAGUAGACUAAUAUAGUUUUUAGUUUUGGUAAGUAAACAACAUUUUAUCGAGUGGAUGACUUCAAAUUAAAAAAAAUAGUAUAUCAAUUGAUCCACUAUUUUUGCAUAACAAUUUUUUCUUAGGGUUUCAAUUUCAGAACCACAAACUUCCGUAAAACCAGACAACGAUUUCGCUUUUUGUAUUUCUUUUCUAAUGAUUUAUAUAACGAAAUCACGUUCAAACCAAAGUAAACUAACGUGUAAUUCUUUUUUUAUAAAUCACUCCCAUACCACCACUUUCUGUGCAGUAUCGCACACCGUACAAGAUUUGGUGUUCAUUUGGAACAUGACCGAUCCACUGGUAGUUAACCCGGAAAUAGAGUUACCACAGCUAGACAUCAGCAACAACUACACCACCGACUGUACGAUCGAGUACUCGACCGGUAACUUCACAUGUCUGGCGGUGGUGUUCAAUCUAAGAAGACGCUUGGGUUAUCAUCUGUUCCACACGUACAUCCCGUCAGCCCUUAUCGUUGUCAUGUCUUGGAUAUCGUUCUGGAUUAAACCGGAAGCCAUCCCGGCACGUGUUACACUUGGCGUUACCUCGCUACUGACGUUAGCCACACAAAACACCCAAUCGCAACAAUCGCUCCCACCGGUAUCGUACGUGAAGGCAAUCGACGUCUGGAUGUCGUCCUGUUCCGUGUUUGUGUUUCUCUCACUGAUGGAGUUUGCGGUGGUCAACAACUAUAUGGGCCCGGUUGCGACGAAAGCAAUGAAGGGCUACUCAGACGAAGAUCUAUCCGAGGCGAUCGAUUUUAACAAGAACGGUUACAAUAAGGACCAUCGUUCGUCGGAAGUACCCCGGUACGAUACCUUCUGUCACGGGCGGGAAACAGCCCUCUGUAUCGAUAAGUUUUCCCGCUUCUUUUUCCCAUUUUCGUUCUUCAUCCUGAACGUUACCUAUUGGACGACCUUCCUGUAAGAUGGGAUUGAAGAAUCCGCGAGUUUGAAGCAUUUUAAGCAUCACUAGAGGAUGGAAAUCGUAUCGCGAAAAGAUAUGAAGCAAACGAUACUAGACAUAGAGUAUGACCGUAGGUUUAAGAUACUGGCCAUCGGAUUGGUCGAUUGGUUUUAGCAUAAGAAAUGGUAUAUAACAUAGUAAAUAAAAUAGUUCUCCUCCAUUAAUCCGAGUAAACAUUA
Messenger RNA from Anopheles funestus (African malaria mosquito), 1348 nucleotides. RefSeq names its product glycine receptor subunit alpha-2-like. Lineage: Eukaryota; Metazoa; Arthropoda; Insecta; Diptera; Culicidae. Gene Ontology annotation, molecular function: extracellular ligand-gated monoatomic ion channel activity; transmembrane signaling receptor activity; chloride channel activity. Gene Ontology annotation, cellular component: membrane; synapse; neuron projection. The record is from RefSeq and is a predicted model, not a curated record. Bases 360 to 1130 code for a protein of 256 amino acids. Gene Ontology annotation, biological process: regulation of membrane potential; chloride transmembrane transport; chemical synaptic transmission. The transcript has 2 exons.